Molecule: messenger RNA, 309 nt
Organism: Penicillium cosmopolitanum
Lineage: Eukaryota; Fungi; Ascomycota; Eurotiomycetes; Eurotiales; Aspergillaceae
Exons: 2
Coding region: 1-309 (102 amino acids)
Source: RefSeq, a predicted model, not a curated record
AUGAAACUUUCGAUUUUCGGGCGAUCGGUUACCAAAUCUAGACUUCACAUUAUCAUCGGUGGACUGGUCUUUCUUGUCUUUAUUUUGACAGUUGCACGCUUGGCCGUCAAAGGAACACCAUCAACCAGAGCGAAUACAUGGGGAAUCGCGGUGGGGAGUACGAAAGCAAAUAUGAUCUUAAACAUUGUGGACACUAUUUUCUGGCUUGCACUGUUUAUUAUCACAAUCAUGGGGUCGAUAGGGGCCGCUAGCGAGGCUAGUCGCGCGUUAGGCGGCAUCAUAGCCACGUUGGCUGCUACGUUACUGUGA